This is a messenger RNA of Amphibalanus amphitrite, 4891 nucleotides long. RefSeq lists its product as uncharacterized. The record is from RefSeq and is a predicted model, not a curated record. Gene Ontology annotation, molecular function: nucleic acid binding. The coding region runs from base 1 to 4692 and encodes 1563 amino acids. The transcript has 3 exons. Gene Ontology annotation, biological process: DNA integration. Lineage: Eukaryota; Metazoa; Arthropoda; Thecostraca; Balanomorpha; Balanidae.
AUGAGUGCGUCUGAGGUCGACGUGGUCGAUCCGGCCGUAGAUACGGCAGAAGAAGGAGAAGAUGCAGCAAAGGAGGAGACUGCGUCAACCCUCAAAAGGAAGCGUGCUGGGAAGCUGAGUCAGCUGACGCAGCUCGUCAAGAAAGCUGCAGCGGCCCUUGAAGAAGGUCUUGGAAUUGAGACUCUGAAGGACCUCCACAGAAGGAUCUCGGGUCAGCUGAGAUCUCUGGAGGCCCUAGACCGCGAGUGCACGGAGCAGUGCGAAGUGGAAGGACUGCCGCCCCCCAGCAGCAUGAAGGCAAAGGAAAUGUCGGCGGUCGCCAUGAUGGAAGGGAUUUCGGCAUGCAUCGCGGAGCAGGAGCAGGUGGCAAGGAAUACAGGCGCGGUGUCGGUGAUCAGCCGAGCGUCAUCGAACCGAUCAAGAAGAUCGAACGCCUCGAAUGCUUCAAGAGCUGCUGCCCAAGAGCUGGAGAUCGCCAACCUACGCCUGAGCCAGCAGAGAGCGCGUGAAGAGUCGGAAAGGCUGCGUGAGGAGCAAGAGCACGAAGAAGAGGAAGCGCGUCUUCGAAGAGAAAGAGAGGCAAGACGUAAGAAGCGUGAACGGGAGAGUCAGAAGGAGAGAGAACUACUGGAGCAAGAGGUGGAAGUGGCUGCGCUUCGAGAGCGGCUGACAAGGGCAGCGGAAGAUGACCUCGCGUGGGAGCGCCGCGCCGACUUCGACGAUUCGCAAGAGGUAGCUGUGGUCAACAGCGGAAGAGCACUAGUCCACGACCAGCCGAGCCUCACCAACACCGAGCGCAUCACCUUGCUGCAGUCAUCGCUGGCCGGUCCCGCUGCCCAGGCUGUCUCCGGCAUGCUCUAUAACGGAGCGCUCUACGGCAAGGCGCUGGAGACGCUGCAGGCGCGGUUCGGCAGGGAGGAGGAUAUCGAGCUGGGGAUCGCCGGAGAUCGCAGGGAUCUGCGUCUGCAGAACGUCGAGGGGGCCGGCCCGCAUCGGACGUCUGAGCGUGUAUCGCUCAAGGUUAGUCCUGCAGACGACGCAGCCAAGCGCAUUGUGGUUGCGGAGGCAUGGGCAGUGCCCGAGAUCAACGUCACGGCCCCACGAGUGGCGGAAGAAGACCUGAAGCGCUACCAGCACCUGUCGGGACUCAGCCUGUCGCAGUACGAUGGGGGAUGCGUGACGCUGCUGCUCGGAGCUAACGUGCUCGAGGCCGUCCUGCAGCGGGAGGUUCGCUCGGGACGCCCUGGGCAGCCAGUGGCUAUCCGCACUGACCUCGGCUGGGCCCUGACCGGGUCAAUCUCAACCAUUGUGCCCAGCAGCAUGCGGCAAGUCUGCUAUGUCCGACCUCAGCGACAGGAUGAAGAACCUCUGGUGGAGGCAGUGAAGGAGUGGUGGACGACCGAAUCCUUCGGGACGAGGUUCGAGCGGGACUCCACAAGAUCCAGGGAAGAUGACAGAGCCAUCAGCAUACUGGAAGCCUCCACGCGGAAGAUUGACGGCCGAUACGAAGUGCACCAGCUCUGGCGAGCGGAAGACAUCGUCCUGCCGAACAACAAGUCUGCCGUCAUUCCCAGGCUCCAAGCACUGGAGCGGAAACUGGAGCGCCAGCCGGAAGUGGCAGAGGCAUACCGGAAGACGAUAGCCCAGUAUCUGGAGGACGGCCACGCAAGGAAGCUGACGGAGGAAAUGGCAAAAGACGCUGACAGAAGACGUUGGUUCCUCCCACACCACGCGGUCCUAAACCCAAAUAAACCAAGGAAGGUGCGUGUUGUCUUCGACGCGGCGGCCAGCUACCGAGGAACGUCCCUGAACAACCAGCUUCUGUCAGGGCCUGACCUCCUCCAGAGCCUGCCAGGGGUGCUACUGCGAUUCCGGGAGAGAGCCGUGGCGGUGUCAGGGGACAUUAGACAGAUGUACCACCAGAUACGGAUGGCAGAGGUAGACCAGCCGGCUAUGAGCUUCCUCUGGCGCGACCUGGACGUGUCAAGACCCCCGGAUGUAUACCAGAUGUGCGUCGCUAUCUUCGGCGCACGAUCCUCGCCAGCGAUAGCGAACUACGUACUCGGGAAGUGCCUGGAGGAGAACUGGCCGGAAGACAUGCUGGACCUGGCGCAAAACGGUGACGCUCGCCGGUCAUUCUACAUGGAUGACCUGCUGUGCUCGGCGGAUGACAGCACAACGGCCUUGCGCCUGAAAGAGGCGGUGACUCACGCCCUGGCCAAGGGUGGGUUCGAGAUCACGCAGUGGCGGAGCAGCGACAGUGCGGUGUUGGUCGGGACGGCGGAAGACGAGCGAGGUGAGCCAGGAACUGUGGCUUGUCCCGAGCCGGCAGGAGCCAUGGAAAAGGCACUCGGAGUGGCGUGGGAGGAGCAGAAGGAUGUCCUCGGGUUCCGGCUGAGGGACAUAACCACGCCGAUGACGAAGCGAGGUCUGCUUAGUCAGGCCGCAGCUGUGUUUGAUCCACUGGGAAUUGCAGCGCCCUUCACUGUGAGAGCCAAGACGCUGAUGCAGAGCCUGUGGCCGAAACAGCUUGGCUGGGAUGAGCCACUGCCAGAGCCGGAGCGGUCGGUGUGGCUGCAGUGGGUCAGCGAGAAAGAGCAGCUCGGUGAGGUGAGCAUACAGCGCUGCCUGGUGCCCUCGGGAAAGAUCGAAGCCACCCAGCUCCAUGUCUUCUGCGAUGCUUCGGAGGAUGCCUUCGGAGCGGUCGCCUACCUGCGGACGACUGACGAACACGGCCGCCACGCGUGUCGCUUCGUCAUGGCGAAGACGAGGGUGGCGCCCCUGAAGCGCAUCUCUAUCGUCAGACUGGAGCUCCAGGCAGCCCUGCUCGGCGCCAGGAUGGCGCAUGCAAUAAUGCAAGAGCUAACCCGGCCGGUGACCAGUACAACAUUCUGGACCGACAGCGCCGUGGUCCUCAGCUACGUGAGCAGCGAGUCCCACCGCUUCAAGGCAUUCGUGGCCAACAGAGUGGCUGAAAUUCACGAACUCACGACCGGCGCCGCGUGGCGUCACGUCCCCGGAGUGCUUAACCCAGCAGAUGCCUGCACCAGGGGGAUGGCGGCCAGCGCCCUGACCACGGACUGCAAAUGGCUGUGCGGACCGGACUUCCUGCAAAAGGAGCCAGAGGACUGGCCUCAGCCGGCGCUGGUGGCCCCACCGACCACCGGGGAAGAAGAGAUCAGUGAACGCCGCGCAAACACAGUCGGCAAAGAAGAACCGAUGACUCCGGACCCCGGCAGAUUCAGCUCGUGGCUCCGAUACAAGCGAGUGGUGGCCUGGAUGCUACGGUUUGCGCGGAACGCGGCCAUUCCAGUCAAUGACGAUCGCAGGAAGGGACAGCUGAGCCAGGAUGAGAUCCUGGGCGCUGAGAAGCGUAUCCUGCUCAUGGCGCAGAAGCGUGAGUACCCAGUAGAGCUGCGCAAGCUCGAAAAGGGAGAGCCACUGCCGCCGUCGAGCAGCCUUCGUCCGCUCACGCCGGUCAUCGAUGGUGAUGGAGUCAUGCGCGUGGGCGGGCGGCUCACGAACGCCCCUCUCUCACGAGACGCGCGACACCCGGUGGUGCUGCCGCGCCAGUCGGGCAUCACGCGGCUGAUCAUCGCGGGGAAACACGCGGAGGUCGCUCAUGCCGGACCUGAGCACACUCUCAGCGCAGUGCGGGAGUGCUUCUGGAUUCCAAGAGGUCGGGAGGCCGUCAAAACGCAGCUGAGAGAGUGCCCCGUCUGCCGGCGACGUCGGGCAGAGCCGUCUGCCCCCCAAAUGGCUCCCCUGCCGCCAGCGCGGUUCGACGGACGGCGUCCGUUCAGUAGCGCGGGGAUCGACUUCUUUGGCCCAUUCUACGUGCGGUACCUCAGGCGCACACAGAAGCGCUACGGGUUCCUGGCGACGUGCAUGGCGACAAGGGCGGUGCACCUGGAAAUGGUACAUGCUCUCGACGCCGACAGCUGCUUAUUGGCGUUGAGGAGGUUCUUCGCGCGGAGAGGAAAACCUGAGUGUCUCUUUUCGGACAAUGGCACCAAUUUUGUCGGCAGCUACAGAGAAAUCAGGAAAGAGCUGCAGCUGAUGGAGAAGCUGUUAGGAGAGAAACUCAGCGGACAUGGCAUCGAAUGGCACUUCAACCCGCCGGCUGCCCCGCACAUGGGCGGUGUCUGGGAACGCCUCGUGCGGAGCGUGAAGCGGUGCCUGACAGUGGUGCUGGGCAGCCAGACUCUCACCGAUGAAGUCCUGAGCACGGUCUUCGCGGAAGUGGAGUACAUCGUCAACAGCCGGCCGCUCACUCACGUGAGCGCGGACCCAGCAGACAUGGAGGCAAUCACACCUAACCACUUCCUGCUGGGACGCGCAUCGCCACGCUGGGCCCCCUGCUGCGUGGACGAAAGAGACAUGUGCAGCCGCAGGCGCUGGAAGCAAGCCCAGAGCCUCGCGGAAGGGGUCUGGCGCCGCUGGGCGAAGGAGUACCUGCCUACCCUGACACAGCGCCGUAAAUGGAGCCAAGAGACCCGCAGUCUGAAGAACGGAGACCUGGUGCUGAUGGCGGAAACGGGACUGACCAGAUCGUCCUGGCCGCUGGCCCGAGUGGUGAAGGUGUUUCCGGGAGCUGACGCAGCGGUAAGAGCUGCGGAAGUCCGGACUGCAGGAGGGAAAACCUACACAAGACCGGCCACGAAGCUGGCCCUGCUGGAAGGUGACAUCUAAGGAGUCGGAGUGGUCGGCGCGGUCGCUGGUGGUCUCUGCAGUCUGCCCCGGUCCGCAAGGGCCGUCCACCGCUCGGAGAGUGACGCUCAUCGCGCUCUGGGCGCGGCCCGCUAUUCAAGAAAACUGCUAGCUAUCUUCAAGGUUCCAGCCGUCAAAUCGAUACCGCUCUCCCGACCCUGCACCGCUGCUGACCAACGCU